UUUGUAAAAAGAUGCAACGAAUUUUUAAAAGAUGGAAAAUAUCACUUUCAAAAACAACAGCGAAGAGUGAGGGUGCGUAACCGGACUCAGCUCGUAAGGAGCCGACGGGUGAGUGGAAUCACGAUUCACGCUCUAACACGCUCCGUGGGACGGCCGCAGAGAAGGUUGGUGGAAGGAAGCAGAGGGGCAUGCAGGUCCCUGCCUUGUCAGUUUGGGCUCUUGCCCAAAGAGACAUGGGCAUUUGUCACCCCAGAGCUGAGACACCCGCCACCCUUGAUACAUCCAACCCCCCAGCUUGUCCUAUGGGAGGGAGGCCUGGACAAGAGAAGGCCAAGCGAGGGAGGCUGUGACUCAUGCCAGGGAGCUAGGGGAGCGGCACAUCACCCUGGGAGAAGGCAGGGCUUCAGGCCGGGGGAGUCACUCCUCUCAGGGUUGUUCCCACCCUGUUGGCUCUGGGGUUCCCAGGGCGCCGGGACCGCGCUGGGCCUGCCCCCCUGGUGGUCAUGCUCUGUCUCUGCGGGCCUGUCCCGGGUGGGCGGCAGCCUGCCACCGGUUCCGCCCCUGCCAGACAAUGCCCGUGGAGGAGUUUGUGGCCGGCUGGAUCUCUGGAGCUCUGGGCUUGGUCCUGGGACACCCUUUUGACACUGUAAAGGUGCGGCUACAGACCCAGACCACAUACCGGGGCAUCAUCGAUUGUAUGGUUAAGACGUACCGCCAUGAGUCGCUUCUGGGCUUUUUCAAGGGAAUGAGCUUCCCCAUUGCGAGCAUAGCCGUGGUCAACUCCAUCCUGUUUGGGGUCUACAGCAACACGCUGCUGGCACUCACAGCGACUUCCCACCAGGAGCGGCGGGCCCAGCCACCCAGCUACAGGCACGUCUUCAUAGCUGGCUGCACUGGAGGGUUCGUGCAGGUCUACUGCUUGGCCCCUUUUGACCUCAUCAAAGUCCGGCUACAGAACCAGACAGAGUCGAGGGCGCGGCCGGGCAGCCCCCCGCCCCGGUACCGUGGGCCUGUGCACUGCGCGGCAUCCAUCUGCCAGGAGGAGGGGCCCCGGGGGCUCUUCCGGGGAGCCUGGGCCCUGACGCUGAGGGACACCCCCACGCUGGGCAUCUAUUUUGUCACCUAUGAGUGGCUCUGCCGCCAGUCCGCGCCCGACGGCCAGAACCCCAGCUCAGCCACAGUGCUGGUGGCCGGGGGCUUUGCAGGCAUCACCUCCUGGGCCGUGGCCACCCCCUUGGACGUGAUCAAGUCCCGGAUGCAGAUGGCGGGGCCGAAGCACAGGGUGUACCGGGGGGUCCUGGACUGCAUGGCCCGCAGCGCCCGGCAGGAGGGACUGGGGGUCUUCUUCCGGGGGCUUACGAUCAACAGCGCCCGCGCCUUUCCCGUCAACGCUGUCACGUUCCUGAGCUACGAGCACCUGCUGCGCUGGUGGGGGUGAGCGUGGCCGGGGGGCGCCCGUAGCUCCCCUGCCGACCCCCGCCCGACGGCCCAGAAGCAGGCCAAGGCGAAAGCGCCAGCCUGCCCUUCUGAGUCGAGAGGCCCGGCCCUUCCUUAUGGGCAGGCAGCCGUGGGGAGCAGGACACCUGGGGUCCUAGACUCGGGAACACAGGGCUGGCUUCAGCCUCCCAGCAGCACGGGCCUUGGCUCCCGUGCUCCCUGAGUCUGUGAAGCACACGCACCGUUCCCGGGUGCUGCUGACCUCUCUGAGGGGUGAGCUCGCAGGGCUGCUCUCCUGGGCGCUAACCACCCCCUGGAUUCCAGCAACGCGACCUCACCCUCCCCCCACGUCCCCUCCUGUCACACUGCGCCCCGCACACCCCCACUGGAGAGCAGCCUUCUAUCUCCUGCUGGUCCAGAAGCCUUCAGUGGCUCCCUUGGCCUGUGGGAAGAAUCCCCGCCGCCCCCACCGCCUGGGUGCUCUCCUCCCUGGGGUGUUGGGCAGCCCAGCCCUGCAUGCGGGGGCGGCGAGGGGCAUAGGCUGUCCUUGAUUCCCUGCUGGCCAGCCUCAGGCAGUGCCCCCAGGGUGACUCCAUCACUCCUUGGCUCAGCCCGCUCCUGGGCCCAGGCUGAGCACUGUCUCCCAGAGUCCUUCCUGGCAGAAAAGGGACCCCCCUUUGCCCCCCCACUGACUGUGGGGUUUUCAUACCACCCACCCCCCCUUACUCC
Messenger RNA from Ailuropoda melanoleuca (giant panda), 2166 nucleotides. RefSeq names its product solute carrier family 25 member 45 (gene SLC25A45). Bases 572 to 1438 code for a protein of 288 amino acids. The transcript is spliced from 7 exons. Gene Ontology annotation, molecular function: transmembrane transporter activity. The record is from RefSeq and is a predicted model, not a curated record. Gene Ontology annotation, cellular component: mitochondrion. Gene Ontology annotation, biological process: transmembrane transport. Lineage: Eukaryota; Metazoa; Chordata; Mammalia; Carnivora; Ursidae.